Molecule: messenger RNA, 471 nt
Organism: Laetiporus sulphureus 93-53
Lineage: Eukaryota; Fungi; Basidiomycota; Agaricomycetes; Polyporales; Laetiporaceae
Exons: 5
Coding region: 1-471 (156 amino acids)
Molecular function (GO): fatty acyl-CoA hydrolase activity
Source: RefSeq, a predicted model, not a curated record
AUGCGCUUACUGCCGGCGUUCACUCGGGAGGGUGAUUUCGCCGACACCGUUAUAACGAACCUGAAGGCAAUUGAACUGACAAUUUUCGACCGCCCGCAAGAUGGGAAGCAGCAAACGCGAGUAGUUUUCGAAUUGACUGUCAAUAAUGAUAUGCUCAAUGCAUUUGAUAUGAUGCAUGGAGGAUGUAUCGCGUUUUUGGUUGACGUGUGCUCUUCUGUGGCAUUGAGCCUGUUGGGCAUCGUCACGAAUGGCAAUGUGGCAUACGUUUCUCAAGCUCUGAAUACAACGUACUUUGCCGGUGCUCCACUAGGUGCGAAGCUGCAAAUCAUCAGUACCACAACGUCCGUCGGCAGUAGGAUCGCGAUUGCAGAGACUGAGAUCUGGGAUAUGACAGACCGUCGUCUCGUGGCCUCUGGCAUUCACACGAAAAUGAAGCCAUCCAGGGACGCAAUCAAGUUUGCCAGGUUAUAG